Molecule: messenger RNA, 1118 nt
Organism: Gossypium raimondii (Peruvian cotton)
Lineage: Eukaryota; Viridiplantae; Streptophyta; Magnoliopsida; Malvales; Malvaceae
Product: transcription factor GTE10-like
Exons: 4
Coding region: 488-793 (101 amino acids)
Source: RefSeq, a predicted model, not a curated record
UAUACUAACCGCAAAUAAAUAUACUGUUCAUCAAAACCCACACUUAGAGUCAGUUUGUUUGCAGGAAAACAUUACCUGAUUUUCCAGUGUUUGUUUGACUAAAAACAUUUUACAUUUGAAAAAUAUUUUCCAAGACACGGGUGAAAAUGGUUUACGAAUUUCAUUUCUGUAAAACAUUUUCCAGUUCCUCCUUCAUCCAGGUAAGGCUCCUUCUCCUUCUUCCGUUCUUCAUUUCUUUUCCUUCUUCCGUUCUUUAUCUUCUCUUCCAGGUAAAAGUCCGUCGCAUAUCUUCUCUUCUCAGCAUAUUCUGUUUCAUUUCCUCUCUUUCUCUCUUUCUCAUGCAAAUCUACCAUGAAUUCUUCGCUGGUUCUUGGCUUAAGCAGCUACACCUAUAGAAGGUGAAACGAAUAGUAAUAUUUUACCUUUGAAAAAGAAAAAAGUUAACCAAAAAGAUGCUAUUGUCAAGCCAGAGCCCAUCAGACAGAUCAUGACCGAUCGGGAGAAGCAUAAUUUAAGCACAGAAUUAGAGUCUUUGUUGGGAGAAUUGCCUGAAAACAUUGUUGACUUUCUUAAAGAGCAGAGUUCUAGUGAUGGUCAAAUGGGUGAGGAUGAGAUUGAGAUCGAUAUUGAUGCUCUAAGUCAUGAAACAUUGUACAAAUUGUGUAAACUUUUGGAUGACUAUUUGCUGGAAAAGCAGAAAAACCAGGCAAAAGCUGAAUCUUGUGAAAUGGAGCUUCUUAAUGAGUCAGGGUUUAGCAAUUCAUCAAUGCAGUCGUGUAAAGGUAAUGAUUAAGUUGAUGAGGUCGUAGAUAUAGUUGGUAGCAGUUACCCUCCAGUAGCAAUAGAGAAGGGGUUAACCCAUAGAAAUAGUAGAUGCAAUAGUUCCAGCGGAUCCAGUGGUGAAUCAGGCCCUUCUUCUAGUGGUUUGUACAAUUAUACUGUAGUGAACUUCUCCUUUAUUUAUUUAUUAUGCUUAAGAGAUCUUGUUUCGAGCAAUUGUUGUGUGUUUGAGCAUGAUGUUUCUGCUUUAUUAUUGAAGAAAACUUAAAAAGGAAAUAUAUGUUUUGGAUAUGGGAAAAUAUAUGUAUGGAAAAAAUUCUAUGUGAAAGUUAUCUCUA